AUAGAGAAUUUUAUUAUAAAUCUCAAAGAUAUUAUAUCAGUUAUAUAAUGUUGAUUUGAUUACAGAUACAUUGUAUAAAGUAAAAAAGAUAAUCUCACAUCAGUUCUGACAUUGAGCUCAGAGAUAGAUACAAUUGUUAAAAUCAAUCACGUUUGCCAUUGUAGAUCAUGAACAAAAGCAAUAUGCUGCAAAUACGCUUAGAAAGGCCUCUCUAUGAACACGAAAUGCUGAAUCAAAAUUAUGAUUAUGAGAAACCAAAGUCAUCCUUGAUGCAGAAUGUGAUAAACAAUGUUAAGUCAAAGAACUGGCAGUCUUGUAUAAUGUCGACAGUUCCAGUAGUACAAUGGCUUAGCCAAUAUAAUUGGAGGGAAGACAUAUUGCCUGAUAUUAUUUCAGGCCUAACAGUAGCAAUUAUGCAUAUACCACAAGGUAUGGCUUAUGCGCUUCUGGGAAAUUUGCCGCCAGUAGUUGGCAUAUAUAUGGCCUUCUUUCCUGUCUUCAUAUAUUUCCUUUUCGGCACGUCCAAGCAUGUAUCUAUAGGAACUUUUGCUGUGGUUUGCCUAAUGACUGGCAAAGUAGUCACAUUUUACUCAAAUCCAUAUGUCGGACACACAUUUGCAAAUGCUACGGAUGCUGUUUUACAAAAUCUCCAAGAUGUCUCAUAUGGAUAUACACCUAUGCAGGUAGCAACAGCUGUGACAUUAAUGGUCGGAAUAUUUCAGAUAAUAAUGUAUACAUUCCGAUUGGGCAUUGUAACGACUUUACUCAGUGAAACUUUAAUAAACAGUUUUACAACAGCAGCUGCUGUUUAUGUUUUAAUAUCUCAAAUCAAGGAUCUUCUUGGUUUAAAAUUGCCAAAGCAGAAAGGUUAUUUCAAAUUGAUUUUUACUAUUAUAGAUGUAUUUAAAGAAAUAAAGAAUACCAAUAUAGCCGCUGUAACUGUAUCAACUGUAUCAAUUAUUAUUCUUGUUGUCAACAAUGAAUAUCUGAAGCCAAGAAUAAGCAAAAAAUGCAGCAUACCAAUACCCAUUGAACUUAUUACAGUGGUUGGUGGAACAUUAGUCUCUCGAUAUUGUGAUUUAUCAAAAAUUUAUGAUAUUGAAACUGUUGGGCAUAUUCCUACGGGAUUGCCCAAGCCAGAAGUGCCAAGUUUCGAAUUAUUACCCUUAGUAUUGGUUGAUAGUAUUGCGAUAACUAUGGUUUCAUAUACUAUCACUGUAUCAAUGGCGUUAAUAUUCGCACAAAAGCUUAAUUACGAGAUAGAUUCGAAUCAAGAACUUCUUGCAAUGGGUCUUAGUAACGUAAUGGGUUCUUUCUUCUCCUGCAUGCCAAUAUCGGCUUCCUUGAGUAGAUCUCUUAUUCAGCAAACCGUCGGGGGACGUACGCAGAUAGCGAGUAUUGUAUCUUGCUUAUUAUUGCUUAUUAUACUUUUGUGGAUCGGGCCAUUUUUUGAACUUCUACCAAGAUGUGUCUUGGCUUCCAUAAUAGUUGUAGCAUUAAAAGGAAUGUUUCAACAAAUCAGUCAACUCCGUAAAUUUUGGAAAUUAAGCAAAAUCGAUGUUGUAAUUUGGAUUAUAACGUUUUUCGUGGUAAUAUUGAUAAAUAUCGACAUUGGAUUGCUUGCUGGAUUGCUCGUGUCGCUGGUCAUGAUUUUAUUGCAAGUUAUUCGGCCUUAUACAUGCUUAUUGGGUCAUAUACCGCAUACAGAUCUGUAUUUAGACAUGGGUAGAUACAAAGCGGCGGUAGAGAUACAUGGAAUAAAAAUAUUUCAUUACUGUGGGACUUUGAAUUUCGCCAAUAAUAGCUAUUUCAAGUCCAUUGUAUACAAACUUGUGGGAAUAUGUCCACAAAAAAUUAUUAAGUACAGAAAAAAAUUGACCGAAGAGGAUCGCUUUUUGGAUGAGAAAAACUCCAGAGAAACAUGUGAAUUGCAAUGUAUAAUCAUGGAUAUGAGCGCAUUGAGUUACAUCGAUCCCAGUAGCGUUCAAGUCUUGCAUAUAAUCGUAGAGGAGUUCACUCAGGUGAAUAUUAAGUUUUACUUCGUCAAUUGUCCUAGUCCUAUCUUCGAAACAAUCAAGAAAUGUGACUUAUAUACAUAUGGAAAGAUGUCAUUGAAAAUCUUUGCAACUAUACAGGAUGCCAUCACUUAUUUUCAAAGUGAAAUAGCCUCAAGAUAAUGAAAAAUACAAUUUCUAAUAUACUAUAGUAAGAUGUGCGCGCGCGCGCGUGUGUGUGUGUGUGCAAUAGGGUAGGCCAAAAAAAAUGUCUGAAAAUCAAUUAGCAAUACCCCCCAAAAGAUAGCUAUGAGCCUUAAUAUGAUUUGGGUAAAAUUUCAUCGAAAUCGAUUAAUAUUCAGGUUGCCUCUCGACUUCGAAAUUAGUAUUUAUGCAUUUCUUGAAUACAUGUCAAAAUUUGAAAAAAUAUUGAAAUUUUAAUACAAUUUGGUACUAUCUAUUCUUUUUUGAUCGCUAAAUACGAAUCCGAAGUCAGAAGUACACAUUUCAAAAUGGCGGAUUCAAUAUGACUACACAAAGGAUGAUUAAGAGUAAAGUCCAAGAUCGGGAAAUAUCCCGAAAACUUUUCGGCAUUUUUUACUCAUUCUAUUAUAUUGGGAAAUAUCCCGAAAACUUUUCGGCACUUUUUACUCAUUCUAUUAUAUUGGAUCCGCCAUUUUUGAAAUGUGUACUUUUGACUUCGGAUUUCGGUGUUCAGCGACUAAAAAGAACAAAUAGUACAAUGGUGCGUUCGGGAAGAUGCUAUUAAUGCUACUUCUGUCAUUCUUCAUUGUUUAUUAAAUGUAAAACAAGAAUAGAAUGACACAAAUUACGUUAAUAGCGUCUGCCCGAACGCACCUCAAAUUGUAUUGAAAUUUAAAUUUUUGUUUUCAAAUUUUGACACAUGUAUUCAAGAAAUGCAUAAAUACUAAUUUCUAAGUCGAGGGAUAACCUAAAGAUAUUAAUCGAUUUCGAUGAAAUUUUACCCAAAUCAUAUUGGGUGAAGCCCAUAGCUAACUUUUGGAGAGUAUUGCUAAUCGAUUUUCAAAAAUUUUUUUUCGGCCCAUCCUAAUGUAUAAAAUAUAUGUCUU
This is a messenger RNA of Trachymyrmex septentrionalis, 3085 nucleotides long. Its product is annotated as solute carrier family 26 member 10-like. The coding region runs from base 168 to 2177 and encodes 669 amino acids. Lineage: Eukaryota; Metazoa; Arthropoda; Insecta; Hymenoptera; Formicidae. Gene Ontology annotation, cellular component: membrane. Gene Ontology annotation, biological process: transmembrane transport. Gene Ontology annotation, molecular function: bicarbonate transmembrane transporter activity; chloride transmembrane transporter activity; oxalate transmembrane transporter activity. The transcript has 10 exons. The record is from RefSeq and is a predicted model, not a curated record.